Phycomyces blakesleeanus NRRL 1555(-) is the source of this 1506-nucleotide messenger RNA. RefSeq lists its product as hypothetical. The record is from RefSeq and is a predicted model, not a curated record. NCBI's taxonomy places the organism in Eukaryota, Fungi, Mucoromycota, Mucoromycetes, Mucorales, Phycomycetaceae. The transcript is spliced from 5 exons. Gene Ontology annotation, cellular component: multivesicular body; ESCRT III complex. Gene Ontology annotation, biological process: vesicle budding from membrane; late endosome to vacuole transport via multivesicular body sorting pathway. Bases 1 to 1506 code for a protein of 501 amino acids.
AUGGCAGUGAAACGCAACUCAAAGCUUCAUGCUUAUUUGGCAGAGCAAUAUGCUGAAUUUAGUUCAGAUAGUCCCCAGCCUCGUCUGUCGUCUCUUUUUUCAGACUUUUCCAAACUCGCGAUGCUUAACAAAUAUGGUUACGAUGCUAACAUUGGCUAUUGGCGAUCGGUAAUUCUUGACUGUAAUCGUCAAGGAUAUUUAAGAUCUACAGAUCACGCGAUUGCGAUUGAGGCAUGUAGUUUGUCUGAAACCUUCCAAAGACCAGGAAUGGGAAGACCAUUAGCCUUGGGUCAUGUAGUGUCUAGUAUGGAAGCCGACGGUGAUCUUGUGGCUCUGUCAAAUUUUGACAAGGUUCAUGCAGGUUCAGCUUCCUGGCUGUCGUGGAUAAUGGGAAGCGUGAUUCCGCAGCGAAGGCCAGGUUCAAGUGAUCCAGCCACACACGGAUUGUACAUAGUUAUGCCUACCCUAAAAGAAAUCGCAAAACGAAUUGUUCAGGACCAUUAUCAACGUCCGCUAAAGAGUGCGCUAGACCAUCUAGUGACAUUUGAAGAUAUCCGAGCUCGAUACCAAAAAUGCGAUUCACUAGAAUUAACAGACAAUGACUUGAUACUAGUACUUAGAUAUCUUCACUACUCUAUGGGACUGGCUAUGGCAGAUGACGUAAAGGGCUACGAAAAAAGCUAUCUGGUUGUGAAAUUCCCAGAGAGUAACACAGGAUCAACACAAGCAGAAAUCACACAGCAUGACAAAGCCAUCAUAAGCAUAAAGACUGCUUGUCAGGCACUAAAUGUCCAAGUCGAUGAUCUACAACGAAAAAUUGAAACACUGGAGCGAACUGCAAAGGAUUUCUACGUAAAGAAACAAAAGUCGCGAGCACUGUAUUGUUUAAAGCGCAAGAAACAAUAUGAAGAGAUUCUAGAAAGAAGGCUUACCUCUCUCGAAACCAUGGAAACCAUGUUAAUGAAGAUCGAAGCUUCUCAUAAUGAUCUUCAGAUCGUUGAAGCAUUUAAUAUUGGUGCCGAUGCUUUGCGUGGUGUUAUUGGUAGCUCGGAGCUCACUUUGGAAUCUGUGGAUGAAGCAAUGGUUAAGAUGCAGGACGCCUUGGAUGCUCAAAAAGAGGUGGAAAAUGCUAUCGCGACAGGAACAGAAGAAACAAAUGCAAUGCAGCUUUCCGGUGUAGAUGAUGCCGAACUCGAGAAAGAAUUGGCAGCUCUGGAACAUUUGGAAGUCGAGGAAUCCAAGGAGAAGGACUUGCAUAACCACAAAGUGCCCAAAGAACAAGAGCCAAAGGAACAAGAAAAGGUACGGCAAGAACCAUUAGAGAAUUCACAGAAAAAAGAAAAAGUACCUGCCGCCAAGACACCUGCUUCCAAGGCACCUGUACAGAAUGAAGCUUCUACAUCACCCACCGAUUCAGAACUUGCUCGUCUUGGUCAAGUGUUGGCUUCUCUCGACAAACCUCGUUCUCCAACCAAGGAAAAACAAAUGAGCUAUGAAUAUGCAUAA